Messenger RNA from Paramuricea clavata, 228 nucleotides. Lineage: Eukaryota; Metazoa; Cnidaria; Anthozoa; Malacalcyonacea; Plexauridae. The record is from the annotation of a GenBank genome assembly.
AAGCUGUAUUUAGCUAUAGAAGCGAAGAAAACUCAACUUCACAUAAAUGUCCUCUUAAACUGUCGUGAUAAUAAUGUUACACCCAAAUUUGUCCGUUGGAAGAAUCUGAAAUCAAAAAGACAUCACCUACGCAGUGCUUAUCACCGGAAAAUCCUUAAAGAAACAACACAAGACCAACACAAAUCACGCCAGUCGCUCAAGAUAUCUCUAUCUGAACAAGUAACAUAG